Messenger RNA from Ipomoea nil (Japanese morning glory), 1161 nucleotides. RefSeq lists its product as uncharacterized. The transcript has a single exon. Bases 1 to 1161 code for a protein of 386 amino acids. NCBI's taxonomy places the organism in Eukaryota, Viridiplantae, Streptophyta, Magnoliopsida, Solanales, Convolvulaceae. The record is from RefSeq and is a predicted model, not a curated record.
AUGAACCUGACACAAGAGCUUCUGAGCAUGGGUUUUAAGCAAGCUGUAUCUGAUUCCUCUUUAUUCACAAAAGGGAAAGGUAAUGAUUUUGUAGCCUUACUUGUAUAUGUUGAUGAUGUGGUUAUUGCCAGCCCUUGCAUAGAUCAAGUACAAGUAGUCAAGCAACAUUUGGAUGAUGUUUUUCAUAUCAAGGACUUAGGUCCCCUAAAUUUCUUUCUAGGAUUGGAAGUGGCCAGAAGUAGCAAAGGGAUCAGUGUAACUCAAAGAAAAUAUACCCUGGAAUUACUUGAAGAGACUGGCUUCUUGGAAUGCACACCAGCCAAAACUCCUAUGGCAACAUCAUCCAGACUCAAUAGGACUACUGGCAACACACUUGAGAACAUUACUCAAUACAGAAGGCUGGUGGGGAAAUUAUUGUAUCUUACAAUCACAAGACCAGAUAUAUGCUAUGCUACACAACAACUAUCUCAGUUUCUAGAUUGUCCUACUGAUGAACACUUGCAGGCUGCACACAGGGUACUAAGAUAUGUCAAAGCAGCCCCUGGCCAAGGUCUGUUCUUCUCAGCAUCAUCAUAUCUGUUGAUUAAAGGCUUCUCUGAUUCUGAUUGGGCUGCAUGCCCAGAUACUAGAAGAACUGUAACUGGUUUAUGCAUAUUCCUUAACAACACCUUGGUGUCCUGGAAGUCAAUGAAACAGCAUACCAUAUCCAGAAGCUCAUCUGAGGUUGAAUAUAGGGCACUUGCAUCUGCAGCAUGUGAAAUUCAAUGGUUAGUCUACUUGCUACAAGACCUGGAGGUCAACAUUGAUUCCCCAGCCAUGUUAUAUUGUGACAGCAAAUCAGGCAUAGCAAUAGCUGAAAAUCCAGUCUUCCAUGAGAGGACAAAGCACAUUGAAAUAGAUUGCCACCUUGUAAGACAGAAGCUGCAGAGACAACUUUUGAGGUUAUUGCAUGUCACCACCACCACCAACCAACUGGCUGAUGUAUUUACUAAGCCCCUUGUUGUUAAUCCUUUUUCCAGUUUCAUCUCCAAGCUAGGUCUACAUUGUCUGUACACUCCAGCUUGCGGGAGGGUAUCAACAGAUGCUCAAUCAUCAGCAAAACCACCAUCCAACACAACUGACAAAACGAUCAGCAAACUAACUUCUGAGCUCAGCAACUAA